AGGUGUAAUAUCGAUCGUUUUCUUAUCUUCGAUAAUAUAAAUCAAGUUCGAAAAUUUAGAUUUUUCCUAAUAAUUUCUUAUGUAUGAUAAUUGCGCUACAACUGCAGUGCAUUAACAACGUGAAAUCUGAUGACAUCAGAACUUUGAACGGUGCCUUUUCCCUUUAACUUGUGGCACUUUAAGAACGAAGUUGUGGUAAAAUAUUUACAUUAGCUUUCACGAGUAAAAAUGAAGAUUCCAAGACUUCCGUAUUGCUGUUGCUGUAUCGAUUUGAGAAUUGGCGGCCUAAUCACUGGUUGUCUUGGAGUAGUCGCCGCUAUUUUUACUAUCGCUGUUGCUGCGGUGCGAUCGGAUCCCAAAAUCGUCGUUGGUGCUAUUUCACUGAUUUUGUAUAUUUCCUGGCUGUAUGGAAUUCUUAAGGUGCAACCACAUUAUCUACUCCCAAUCCUCUUUAUGAACGUGCUCGAGCUAUCUAUUUUGAUAACGCUUCCGAUAGUCAUGUUACUUAUUGCACUCACCCACGGUACGCCGAUAGUUGCGAAUUCCAUCAUAUUCGCCAUUGCCAUUUAUAUUGCUUCAGCGAUUUUGGCAUACAUUUGCAUUCUGAAGUAUUCUAUCUACAGAAGGAUGGUAGAUAUCAAAUUCGAAACGGUAGACAAUCAAGCUGCUGUUCAAAUGCCUGUUUGAUUGAAAUAUAUACAUUUAAUUGUGAUUAAACCAAAUUUAAUUGUCAAACAUGAAAUUUCGAUUAAAAACAAACUCGAAAAGUUUAUUUCUUUAUUCAUAUCGUCUUCUCAAACUUUCAAUUGCUUUCAUCUUUGGGUGAAAAUCAAAUUGUACAUGUUAUCUAAGGUUGUCAAUUUCAGGAUUUAGCAAUUCGGCUCAACAAUUCGCCACGACAAUUUGACACAUUUUUUUUUUCUAUAAAUGUUGAAAUUCCACAAUUGAAAUAAAAAUACAACGUGCAAGGUUCGCCGAAAAAAUUAUGCAUUUUCAAUCAAAAUUUACCAGCCGAACAUCAAAU
This is a messenger RNA of Sitodiplosis mosellana (orange wheat blossom midge), 1024 nucleotides long. RefSeq lists its product as uncharacterized. Bases 229 to 687 code for a protein of 152 amino acids. The transcript is spliced from 4 exons. The record is from RefSeq and is a predicted model, not a curated record. Lineage: Eukaryota; Metazoa; Arthropoda; Insecta; Diptera; Cecidomyiidae.